AUGGAAACAAUCUUCAAAAUUCACAUUAUUGAUGCUACUCUAACAAAUAAAAACUUGCUUUACGGUAGAGUUAUUGACAACUCUUUAAAUUCAGAAGCUUUGAUGAUUUCCGGUUGCUUUUUACCAAUAAUUUUACCUUUUGAUCUCCCAGAUGAAACUAUUGAAAAAAUUAUGUUUAAAGGAAAUUGCAACUUUACCUUGAAUUCAAUUUCCAAAUUUAAGUUUACUCCUUCAAACAAAUUUAUCUUUGUUAAUAACCAAUCAUCAAAUUCUCCAAUGUGUGUUGAAAUUCUUGAUGAUCAAUUUGAUAUUUUAUUCUUGAAUUCAAAUGAAAAAAUUGGAAAUAUAUCUUUUGAUACUAUAGAUAAAAAUGAUAUCCCUACAACUGCAAAAAAAAAUUCUUUAAGAAGCAUUAUCAUUCCAGAGUUCUUCAAAUUCCAAAACUUUUAUACUUUGAUGGUUUAUCAAAAAAACAAUUUAUUCCCAAAUUUUACCACUAAUCCAGUUUAUUUUUGUCAAGUUGCUUUCAAAAUUAUUCAAAGUUUGUCAAGACCUGAAAGAUUUUUCAUAACUGAUAAUAUGAAAUGUAUCAUGGAUCUCACUGUUUUAAACUGUCCUGAAAACGUUGAAACUCAUUUGAAACUGGGAACUAUUUGUUAUUCAAAUUUUGCUAGAAUUGAUAAAAAAUCAUUAAUCGUGAAUUUUCAUGAUCUCAAGAUUGUUGAUAAAAAAGCUUCAAAAUCAUUACCUACCAAAAGUUUAAUUAAUACCAUUGAUAAUUUCAAAGACGGAACAUAUGUUGGAGAUUUAUUUGAUAGUAAAGCUUCUGCUAAUUUAGAAGCUUCCCAAGCUGAUAUUUCAAUUAAUGAACUAAAAGAUCAUUCAAAAUUCCAAAGUAAUGAUAAGUUCAAAAUAAGUAAUGUUCAAAUCAAACCAAUUGAUUUUUCAUCUUUAGAUUACAUCGACAAUGAUGUUUAUGUUGCUUGCAAAUCAUGUAACAAAGCUCCAGAAUCAGGAGCAUUAAAUUCAUUAGUUAUUGAAAGGAUUAGAAAUAACACUUUAGUUGAAGGUGAUUUUAGUGCAGGUCUUACAUGUUCCAGAAAAACUUGCAAAGCUGGUGAAGCUCAAUAUACAAAAAAGUUUCGCCUACAAAUUUUUCUUUUUCAAAAUAAUGUUGAGUUGAAGGCUACACUUUUCCAAGAUCAACUUGAGAAAUUAUUAAUUGCUUCAAAUAUUAAAUUCCCCAACAAUUUUGAUUUCAAAAUGAAUUUAGUCUCAUUUAUUGAAAAUAUGUCAAGUUUAGAACGAAUUGCAAAUGUUGAAGAACCUUUAACAAAAUUUUUAAAUGAAACUAUUUUUUCCUUUUUAAUUACUUAUCAAAAACAAUCCAAUUCUUCUUCUAAUGACAAAUUUGUUCCAUUCACCAUAACAAAAAUUUUAUAA
This is a messenger RNA of Hansenula ciferrii, 1443 nucleotides long. RefSeq lists its product as uncharacterized. The coding region runs from base 1 to 1443 and encodes 480 amino acids. Lineage: Eukaryota; Fungi; Ascomycota; Saccharomycetes; Phaffomycetales; Wickerhamomycetaceae. The transcript has a single exon. The record is from RefSeq and is a predicted model, not a curated record.